UAAAAAAACGCACAUUUCCGGUUUCAGUCAGCGCACAAAAAUUUCAGCAAAAUAUUUAGAAAAUGGCUAUCAAUUGCGUUCAUUUGGAAGCUGAUGCUUAUAUGGUUUGUCUCACACAUGCUUUAUCGACAGAACGGGAGGAAGUCAUGGGUCUUUUAAUUGGAGAGAUUGAUGAGAACAGAGUAUCACAUAUAUCUGCUGUAAUAAUGCUGAGGCGAUCAGACAAACAGCCUGACAGAGUAGAAAUCUCACCAGAACAGUUAUCAGAUGCAUCCACAAAGGCAGAGGACUUAGCUAAAGAACUCCAGCGCCCCUUACGCGUUCUAGGCUGGUAUCAUUCUCACCCACAUAUAACUGUCUGGCCUUCUCAUGUAGAUGUGCGGACACAAGCGAUGUAUCAAAUGAUGGACGAAGGAUUCAUAGGUCUCAUAUUCUCAGUGUUUAACCAAGACAAAACCACAAAGCAAAAUCGUAUCCAAGUAACCUGUUUUCAGUCCCAAACGUUAGAAAGUUUCCCCCCACAGUAUACUCCUAUAGAGGUGCCUCUCCAUAUUGUACCUAGUGCAGGUCUUGGCAGAGCCUGUCUCGAUUCCCUUGUAGAGCUCCCUAAAAUCCUGUCACAGGAGGAGACGGAGGCAUAUAGCAAGGUCACCUCCAAUGACCUUGACCUUAUCACAACCAUACACAACUCAUCAGUUUACACCAAGUCCCUGUGUCACAUCAUGGAAGUAAUGAAUGCUCCUUUGAUACAAUCUUUGGAAAAUCGCCUCGAACAAAACACGGCACAGAUCGCACUACUACAAAAAGAAAAUACUGCUCUGAGACAGCAACUUAGCUCAUCCUGACCACUCCCCAAACAUAGUGAACAUGUGAGUUCCUAAGGAUUCAGGGUUUGUUGUUGUGCUAUUCAAGCUGGAAACCAGAAAAGCAUGCCAGAUAAGUUAUCACACACCAAAUACAUCAUCAGCUUCGUGUGAAUGUUGUGUUGUUGUGAGGAGGACAAGUAUGUUGUACGUUUCUUAUCAUGGUUUUAAUGUCGGAUCACACAGCCAUGUUUGGAUGUGUCGGAGGAGACUGUGUUAUAAGGAACAGGUCUGCGAAGCCUGUACAUGCAAUUUAACAUCAACCUGAAUUACAUAUAAAAACGUCUAUAGUUAUGUGAUGACACAGAAUCCUCUGUAUCCAAAUCCAGAAAAGCAGUUUCAUUCUGUGAGGUCAUUGUUUUGUAAUUUUGUGACUGGAACUGAAUGGUAAAGAGAAGAUUUUGCACAGCAUUCUUAAUAGUCAAUAGUGCUAACUACUGACCCUCUAUUUAAAGGGUGACUAAUUUGUGGGAUUCAUAUUUCGUUAUAGUGAAAAUUAAACUGUCCCAAAAAUUCUAUGACUGAAUUGAAGAAGAACCUGAUUAAAAUGUCCUAUAAUGGUGCAGGAGUUAUCUCCCUUGAUUUUUCCUGCUAUUUGCUUUGCAUGUUUAGGAUAAAUUCAGUUGAAUAAAAUGUUAAAGCCUUCGUUGAAA
This is a messenger RNA of Mizuhopecten yessoensis (Yesso scallop), 1516 nucleotides long. RefSeq names its product lys-63-specific deubiquitinase BRCC36-like. The transcript has 7 exons. The coding region runs from base 63 to 845 and encodes 260 amino acids. Gene Ontology annotation, cellular component: BRCA1-A complex; BRISC complex. Gene Ontology annotation, biological process: double-strand break repair. The record is from RefSeq and is a predicted model, not a curated record. Gene Ontology annotation, molecular function: polyubiquitin modification-dependent protein binding; metallopeptidase activity; cysteine-type deubiquitinase activity. Lineage: Eukaryota; Metazoa; Mollusca; Bivalvia; Pectinida; Pectinidae.